Messenger RNA from Mesocestoides corti, 1317 nucleotides. The record is from the annotation of a GenBank genome assembly. Lineage: Eukaryota; Metazoa; Platyhelminthes; Cestoda; Cyclophyllidea; Mesocestoididae.
AUGGCAACCGGCCUAAACGCAGGAUGCUGUUCCAUCUCCCGUCCCCCAUUGGACUUCACUUAUAAGCCCGCCAACCAUCCUGAUUGGAGCGAUAAACCAGGUUUCUGGGAUCCGUAUGCUGUAAUUGAGAUCUGCUUACCCACCAUAACGCGAUCCGUCUACCCGGCGACAAGAACAAUGCAGUUGGAGAAGCCCACAUUUGAGCAUCCCUGCGGUCAGGAAAUAGUGGAUGGUGAAAUCUGUUGGGGGAUCCAAAUGUACACCGAGACAUGGAAAAUGGAGCUGGAAGAGUGUAUCAGCCUAAAGCCGGAGCGAGCAUUGGCAGUUCUCUUGACAUAUUUACGCCAACGUGGGCCCUUCCUUGUCUGGAUGUACCGAGGAAAAGAAACUGCACAUACCAUUGGCAGAUAUUUGGCAAGGACUGCUAUACAAAACAUUUCACAACUACCAGUGCUGGAAAGGAGCUCAGUUAUAGCCCUUGGGAGGCAUCUGAGUCACCUUCUUCGGAUCGCCUGCGGUCAUCGUCUAAUCAACAUGCCGAAAAUUGUUUCUAAGGUUUGGGGACCUAUCUUCAUCAAAGUGGAGAAUGAUAAAGACGCAUUUCCACAAGUUAAUUUGACGGAAGAGGAAAAAUUGGGAGUGGCUAUCGAGUUAUUUGGUGGCAAGGAUCUAAACCCUGGCGUAACUUCAGUCCAAAUCCCGCAAACAGCAUCGGGCCCCUACCAAUCCUAUGCACCGCCGAUUGGUGGAUAUCCACCUCAGGGCACUGUCGCACCUCCCCCUCUUCCUGUCGCCUUUGAUGCCUAUCCAGGAGCAGGGCAGCCCGUUGGCUACCCACCUCCAGUGCCACCACCGCCUAUGGCAAACUACGGUCCCUCAGCCGUCCCUAUUGGUGCUCCGAUGGGCGGAUCCCCAUACGGGCAGCCACCACCGCCGCCGCAGCCGAAUUACGCUGGCUACCAGCCCUCAGCACCCGGUGCGGUACCCCCGGGCCCCAGUUAUGGCUACGCCCAGCCCCAAGCCCCACAGCAGCCCUACAUGUUCGACAAAAAAGGCAAACCCUACACCAUUGUCUACAAAGACGGAAAACCGAAAAAAAGAAGUGGAAGAAGGCCGCUCUCGGUGAGUCCCGCAUUAGUUGCCUGUCUGGCGGCGGGAGCAGCCUCAGGCUACAUCGCGGGCAAGAUGUUCGGCGGUCUGGGGCGCACCCUCGGCUACGGUCUGGGUGGCUGGGGGGGUGGCUGGGGUCGUCCCUUCGGUCGGUGCGGCAGCUGGUCCUCCCUGAGCUCCUUCAGUUCUGGUUCCUGGUCGUCCUAA